This is a messenger RNA of Acanthosepion pharaonis, 735 nucleotides long. Lineage: Eukaryota; Metazoa; Mollusca; Cephalopoda; Sepiida; Sepiidae. The record is from the annotation of a GenBank genome assembly.
AUGUUUUCUUUCUUAAUAUUCUCUCUUCUCUUUGACUGUUUCAAUUUGUUUGCUACCAAAAUAUGUUUUCCUUCUCCUUCUCUUUCUGUCUCUCUCUCUCCUUCUCUUUGUCUCUCUCUCUCCUUCUCUUUCUGUCUCUCUCUCUCCUUCUCUUUCUGUCUCUCUCUCUCCUUCUCUUUCUGCCUCUCUUUCUCUUCUUCCCUUCUCUCUCUCCCCUUCUCUCUCUCUCCUUGGUUCUCUCUCUCUCUCUCUCCAGUUCUCUCUCUCUCUCCCCUUCUCUUUUCUUCUCUCCCCAGUCCUUUCUCUCUCUUCUCCCCUUCAAAUCUCUCUCUUAUUCUCUGUCUCUCUCUCCCUCCUCUGUCUCUUUCCCCUCCUCUGUACUCUCUCCCCUUCUCUUUCUCUUUCUUCCCUUCUCUUUCUGUCUUUCCCUUCUCUUUUGAAACUUCUCAUAUUCUAAUUUUCUCUCUUUUCUCCCCUUCUCUUUCUCUCUGUCUCUCUUUCUCUCUGUUCCCCUUUCUCUUUUUCUCUCUUCUCUCUUUCUCCCCUUUCUUUUCUCUCUGUCUCUCUUUUCUUUCUUUCUCUCUGUCUCUUUUCUGUCUCCCUUUCUCUUUCUCUCUUCUCUCUCCUCCCCUUCUCUUCUUUUUCUUUAAUUCUUUACUUUCUUCUUUUUUUUUCUUUCUUUUUUUUUCCUUUUCCUUCUCAUUUUCUUUCUUUCUUUCUUUGACUUUUUCAUAA